AUGUACGGAAAAAAUAAAACUCUCAAUGCUCCAUCUGAUAUUCAUGCUAAAGAGAAAUUAAAUCUUUAUGUAUACGAAUAUUUAUAUCAUAUUGGUGCAUCAAAAGCUGCUCAGGGAUUUUGUGCGGAUAUGAAAUGGGAACCAAAUAAAAUGUCACUUGGUGAACCACCUGGAUUUUUACUUAGUUGGUGGUGUGUUUUUUGGGAUUUAUAUAGUGCAGCCCCUGAACGUCGAGAACAACAUCCACAUUCAGAAGAAGCUAAAGCUUUUCAUGAUUAUGGAUUUAUUAAUGCAAAUGGCAUGCCUCCUCAACCAAAUCCAAAUCCAAAUGGUCCACCACCAAUGCCUAUGAAUGUAAAUGAAGGAAUGCAUAAUCCAAAUGUCCCAUUUUUUCCUCCACAAGGACCACAAAUGAUGAAUCAGUAUCCUCGUUAUGGAAAUCCUCCACUACGUUCACUUGUUCGUAUGCCAUCUCAACCAGAUUAUCCAGUUGGACCAGUAAUGCCACCACAAAUGGAUGGUGGUCGAAAUGGUUUAAGAAUGCCAUCUCCAGGUGCUCGAAUGCCAACUAAUCCAAUUGGUCAUCCUGGUCCUGGUGGACCAUUAUCAAAUACAUAUCGACCACAAGGUAUGUCACCAUCAAUUAAUCAAUCUGGACCAAGAAUGUAUAUGACAAAUUCACCAGGGGUUGGUUAUUCUUCGUCAUCACCUGCUCCUUAUGGAACUCCUUGUCCUCCAACUCAUGCUCCGACUACACCAACAAUGAUGCCAAGUCCCCAAGAUUCAAAUAGUGGAGAAAUGCAAUCGUAUGGUAUGCGUAAUAUGCCUACUGGAAUGGGUCCAGGACCGAAUCCAAUGUAUCAUGAUCCACAUCUAGCUCAUAUUCCACCUGAAAUGAUACAUCAUGGUUCAAUAAAUGGAGAUUAUGAUCAACAAAUGAAACAAUCACCGAAUCAACAACAACAACAACAAAAUCAACAACAACAGCAACAACAACAACCACCACCACCACCGCCACCGGAUGCAGCAAAUUUUAAUUAUGCUGAAGAUCCAAGUAAUGAUACAAAUGCUAUAUUAAAAUUAAAAGAAUCAAUGCAAGAAGAAGUUAAAAAAUUUGAUAAAACACCUAAUAAUUCAAAUAAUGAUGAUUAUAGUCAUUUUGGUUCGAUUGGUUAA
Adineta steineri is the source of this 1176-nucleotide messenger RNA. Lineage: Eukaryota; Metazoa; Rotifera; Eurotatoria; Adinetida; Adinetidae. The record is from the annotation of a GenBank genome assembly.